This is a messenger RNA of Dendrobium catenatum, 534 nucleotides long. RefSeq names its product DNA-directed RNA polymerase V subunit 7-like. NCBI's taxonomy places the organism in Eukaryota, Viridiplantae, Streptophyta, Magnoliopsida, Asparagales, Orchidaceae. The transcript has a single exon. Gene Ontology annotation, biological process: DNA-templated transcription initiation. Bases 1 to 534 code for a protein of 177 amino acids. The record is from RefSeq and is a predicted model, not a curated record. Gene Ontology annotation, molecular function: single-stranded RNA binding; single-stranded DNA binding.
AUGGUGUUUUUGGAGAUUGAAAUGAAUGAAGACAUUACAGUACCUUUUCAUAUGCUCGAUCUCGAAAGGCUUCCUCUUCCGAAGGUUAUACUCCUCAACCUCCUCCAUAGAAUUGGUCUUCGGAAAGCAUCCCAGGAACACGGCUACUAUAUUGCAAUCACUACUUUGAACACCAUUUCUGAAUUGCUUCGUGAUGAGGAUUCUAGUGUUAUCUUGUUCGCAGUAUCCUUAAAUUGCACUGCAGUGAAGCCUUGCAAAGGCGAGAUCUUAAUUGGCACCGUAACUAAGAUCAUGGAGGAUGGCAUUAUGCUCAAUUCUGGACCAAUGGAGAACAUUUUACUUCCAGAAACAAUGAUGAAUGAUUACGAACUCAACAUGUCUGAAGAGCCAAUGUUUUUAAAAGUGAAUGGAUUGUCAUACAUGAAGAAAGACACUAAGGUGAGGUUCAAAGUUCUCGACAUUCAAUGGGCUGAAAGGAACAAAGAGUUUAAUAUUUGGGCAACUAUUUUAGGUGAUUAUCUUGGACCUAUUUGA